Neopsephotus bourkii (Bourke's parrot) is the source of this 1420-nucleotide messenger RNA. RefSeq names its product E2F transcription factor 2 (gene E2F2). Gene Ontology annotation, molecular function: RNA polymerase II cis-regulatory region sequence-specific DNA binding; protein dimerization activity; DNA-binding transcription factor activity, RNA polymerase II-specific. Gene Ontology annotation, biological process: regulation of transcription by RNA polymerase II. NCBI's taxonomy places the organism in Eukaryota, Metazoa, Chordata, Aves, Psittaciformes, Psittacidae. The transcript has 6 exons. The record is from RefSeq and is a predicted model, not a curated record. Gene Ontology annotation, cellular component: RNA polymerase II transcription regulator complex. The coding region runs from base 52 to 1410 and encodes 452 amino acids.
CGCUCCUGCCCCGUCCCUCCCCCGGGCGGAGGCUCCUCGGGAGGACUUUGAAUGCUGCGGCUCCCCAGGGCAGUGCCCCCCGCUGCGGGGAGGGGGGGCCCCAUCCUCCUGCCCCCCCCUCCGCAUCACCAGCACCGGCAGCACCCGGAGGAGGUCGUGUCCGUGAUGGGCUCCUCCGGGCGGGGGGGGCCCAGCCUGCGCACCCCGCCGUUACCCGCCGCCUGCUUCCCGCAGCUCUACACCCAUGUCAGCGGCCCCGCUCCUCGGGGGCGGGCUCUUUAUGGCACCCCCCAGAGCCCCCAGCUCAGGACCCUGCGCUCGGCUUCAGCGGGACGGCUGCAGGCCAAGAGGAAGCUGGACCUGGAGGGCCCCGGAUUCCGCACGCCCAAAGGGAAGGGCAGGACCUUGGCACAGGUCCCCAGCCCCAGGACCCCCAAGUCUCCCGGGGAGAGAACGCGCUACGACACCUCCCUGGGGCUGCUCACCAAGAAGUUCAUCCGCCUCCUGCACGAGUCUCCCGACGGCGUCGUGGACCUCAACCGAGCGGCCGAGGUGCUGGGGGUGCAGAAGCGCCGCAUCUACGACAUCACCAACGUGCUGGAGGGCAUCCAGCUCAUCCGCAAGAAGUCCAAGAACCACAUCCAGUGGAUGGGCACGGGGAUCUUUGAGGACACGGCGGUGAUGCUGAAGCAGCAGGCGCUGCGGGGGGAGCUGGCCGAGCUGGCCAGGAUGGAGAGGAGCCUGGACCAGGUCCUGCAGGACUGCGACCUGCAGCUCCGGCAGCUGACUGACAACGAAGCCAACCAGAGGCUGGCCUAUGUCACCUACCAGGACCUCCGUGCCAUCAGCAGCUUCCAGGAGCAGACGGUGAUCGCCGUGAAGGCUCCUCCGGAGACACAACUGGAGGUGCCGGACUUCAGUGAGGAUAACUUCCAGCUCCACCUGAAGAGCACCACCAGCCCCAUUGAGGUGUACCUCUGCCCAGAGGAGAUCCCUGAGGACAGCCCCACCAAGGACCACAGCAUCCCCUCCACUGCUGCCUCCCCAUGGCACCACAGCAGCCCCCUUUCCCUGCCAAACAGCCCUGGGCCAGCCCCACCGCCCCCCAGCUCCAUCCCUCAGAGCUGGGGGGGGCCAGGAACCCCCUCCUCACCCCCAUCUCUCCCUCUCUGUGUGCCGGGGGGGCCCGGCUCGCUGCUGGAGGUGGAAGCUGGGCUCCUGGGCUCCCCCCAUCACCUCCUGCAGCAGACCGAGGACCAGCUGCCCUGCGCCUCCUCCAGCCUGGACUCGGGGCCCUUUGGCACCUUCUCGCCCCCCCUGGGGCAGGACGAUUACCUCUGGGGGCUGGAGGGUGAGGGCGUCAGCGACCUCUUCGAGGCGUACGACCUGGGGGAGCUGCUGCAGCACUGAGCACCGGGGG